Messenger RNA from Ostrea edulis (European flat oyster), 4876 nucleotides. RefSeq lists its product as uncharacterized. Gene Ontology annotation, biological process: protein deubiquitination. Lineage: Eukaryota; Metazoa; Mollusca; Bivalvia; Ostreida; Ostreidae. The transcript is spliced from 5 exons. Gene Ontology annotation, cellular component: cytoplasm. Bases 164 to 2545 code for a protein of 793 amino acids. Gene Ontology annotation, molecular function: cysteine-type deubiquitinase activity. The record is from RefSeq and is a predicted model, not a curated record.
UCCCUAGGAAGUCGUAUGUACGCAGAUGCAGUGAAACAAGCGCCAUUUUGGGGACAAAAUUUAAACUUUCAGAAUGGAUGUGCUGAAACAGUGUGGAAUCAAAGAAACAGUGAAGAGUUUUGUGCAAAUAAUUUGAUUCACGUAUUUAGAAAAAGUACCGAAGAUGUGGUGGAUUGUUCAAAGCAUUACUCGCUUUUUCUACUAUUGUAUUCUUGAUUUCGUUUUCUUCAUCAUAGUUGACGCUUUCGCCAAAUUUACUAUUGGAGACACAAAUUCUAAAAGUGUUCAAGAGAAAAGACUGAUAUGGUUCUGGGAGUCUGUCGCUCUGAUUAUCCUCAGCAUCAUCAUCUAUCUCUGUGACCAUGUUCCUUACCUGCUCAUCUUCCUGGCUGUUGUUACAUUUGGUUACACACAGUCUAUCUCCUUCAACUUGUAUCGCUGGUGGACACAAAUGAAAAAUAGGUGGGAUGAACACCAGCAGCAUCAAGAUAGCAUGACAAGACUACAGGUGCAGCUGGCCAUGCAUCGACAGCAGCAGCAGCAGCAGUUGCAGCAGCAUGGGGAGGAAGCACUGCAUCUGAGAAUGGCCUUUAACCACCACCCACAGCAUCUUGUCCAGCAGAACAUCUUCAAUGCCACAGCCUCAAAUACAAAGAAAACUGACCAGGAGGAGAAGGGGAUCUACAAGUCUAUAUGGGCUAAGACACCGAAGAUUCAGUUUAUUAGUCUGUUCAAAAGGGCAAAAGGAGAGGAAAAUCAAGAGAAUACUGCAAGUCCUAGUCCAACUGCUCCCACACCUCCUAUGAAGAAGCAAGAGUUUAGCUUUAUGCCUUCACUUCGUGCAAAAUCCAGCUUUGGAGGAGGUCAGCAUUUUGCAACUACCAAGGAUGAUUCUCCUCCUGCUAAACCUUCGUGGUAUGGAGAUAGUCUUUCCCGUAAGCCUUUGCGAUCAGCAAGGCCAGUGCCUUAUCCACAGCUGUCGAGGCCUGAAAAUGAUUCUUUACGGACAAAAAUUAUGUCCAAAUUUGGAUUUGUAUCUUCUGACUCUACACCUCUGGGUUUGAGGAAUGAAGGGCAAAAUCUCUGUUUUAUCAAUGCUGUUGUGCAGUGUCUUGCAAGAACACCUGGACUUAAUUCAGAACUUGAAAUUGAGGCCUCGUGUAAGGACUCUGACUGUAGCAUGGCGGAGUCCUUACUUCUGAGCACUCUGUCCGAGUUGAUACAGAAUUGUUAUAGGAAGUCAGGCAGUGGGAGACCCUUACUGGACCCCAUAACGUUUAGACAGGCUGCAUCGUCCCUCAAUCCCAAUCUUGUGGCACUGCCUACUCAACACCAAUCCCAGCAGGAUGCAGCAGAAUUCUUCAUGUGGCUGGUGGAAUCCCUCCAUUCAAUUAUCAACCGAAACAGAAAGUCGAGGUCAAAUGCAAAAUCAGCACCGAAAGAAUCCAGCAGGAUGAAGGUGAUGAAAUUUAUUUAUGGGGAUUUGACGCCAGCAAAAGUGUCGGACCUGAAGCAAGCAUGUAAACAAGAGAUUGAUGCAGCUCAUGGUUUGUUGAGUGAUUCCUACGCGGAAUCGGUUCAGAGACUGUCAGACCUGGAAUGGAUGUCUUACAAACAAGAGAGUUCCUCAGCCGUUGACAACCUCUUCACAGGACAGUUAGUGAUAGCCUAUCACUGUCUGGCAGACAACCACAUAUCAGUAAACAUGCAGACUUUCAACAUAUUGCCAGUGCCUAUAGAGGCUCCGAGGGAGGUCAAUGGUUUAGUCCAUUUAAGUGACUGUUUUACCAAAUUUUGUAAUGUUGAGCAUUUAGUUGGACAAGAUGGACUUGAGUGUUCAUUCUGUAAUGCACAGAGAACAAGGCGAUUAGAACAAGUGAGAAGUCCAGUUAGUACCCCCUACCUCAGAAACAAUUGCAACUUCAAAACUCCAAAUGCAAAUGGGAAAUCUAAAUUAUCCAGUGCUGAUUCGGCUGUCUCAGGGGUUGGGUCUCCUCUGGCUACAAAUUUCAUGUCCCCUAUACCUGGGGCAAGAGACUUUCUCAGUGACAGCGGUUUCCAGGACAACGUGUUCAAAACAUCCACCCCUAUCAUUGACAAUCAAAUCCCCCUUCCGCAACGCCUACGAGAUGGCCAGAGGCGCUGUUCACUUAGGCAACUGCCGGACUGUCUAGUGAUUCAGUUAAUGAGGUUCUCAUUCAAUAUGUUCACAAGGCAGACAAACAAAGUCCAUUCUCCUGUCUCGAUUCCUUUGACCAAUCUUGAUCUCACGGAAGUCAUGUUUGACACCAUCACAAAUCGCGAAGACUUAGCAGAAGAAGAUGCAGUCUAUAAGUACAAUUUAUAUGGAGUGUGUUGUCACUUGGGGGGUGACAGUGCCAACUAUGGCCACUACAUCAGCUACUGUCUCCAUAGUGACAACAAGUGGUAUAGAUUUGACGAUGAGCGCGUUAUAGAAGUGGACAUGGAAUAUGAAUUGAUAACACAUGAAAUCAGACAAAAUGCCUAUCUACUGUUCUAUAAAAAGCAGGGCAUGUCUGUUUGAUGCUGUAAAGAUUUCUGUAUAAUCUGGAAAGUUGAAUGUGUGAAUGUAUAUUUAUAUAUAUAUGAAUCCUGAAAAAAAAAAUGGCAAACCUUUCUUAAUACCAAUUCUCAAAGAUCGUUUUAUUUUUUUAUAUUUUUAUUAGAUUUUUGUCUUUAAACUGUAAAAAUGAACAUACUUGCAUUAUUUAUGUCCAAAUGAUUUGAUAGAUUUAGCAUGAUUAAGAUACUAGAAUGUUUGAAAUGAACUUUUAGCAUUGGAACUGUCUGGAAUGAUCUUGAUGAUAGCAAAUGUAUAGUAUGUUGUUUUAAUGUCUUAAAAAUUUGUACAUAUCUUCUGUGUAAAGUAUUCAAAUUGAAAGAGGUGAAUGAAGUAUCAUUUAGGAGGUAUACUACAUCGUCAUAAUGGCUGACUUCCUUUUAAAACAGGAACGAAAAUAUGAGUAUCAGCAAUAUUUGUAUAUUCCUUUUCAAUCUAAAUGCCUAGCUGAGUAGCUGAGUUUGUUAACAUGUCGACUACUGAUCUGUAGAUCAAGGGUUCGAGUCCAGCAGUGGUUUUAAAAAAUUUUUCAAAUGACUUUCUACUAAAAUUGUAAUUAUUUUGACUGAAUUUGAAAGUUUUCAAUUGCAAAAUAUUGUUGUACUUAUCCUCCACUUUUUGUCCUGGUGUAGUAUUCCUUAUUAAUGGUAUUAGAUUGAAUUGGGUUCCAGUGGAUUUUUAAGGGUUAAGGACAUAUGCGGCGUUCCUCAAUAAUAUAUAAUUUUGCAUGACAUUUCACGUACAAUUCGCUUGCGUUCUAUCUCGUUUGUACAAAAAAUCUAGGGGUAUAUUUUAAGGUUUGUUUUAAAGGUAGAAAUGUUUGGAGUUUCUGGUUGUUGGAAGUAAAAAUGUAAAGUCAGCGCUUACGUAUUACAGUAAGUUGUAUAAAAGGACAUUACUGUAGCAAAGAUAAAAAAAAUCUUUGGGACUAUCUGGUAUCGAACCCGAGACUCUUGCAUUACUAGUUAGGUGAUCAUUCUCUCACCAGAGGGCGCGUUAAUAUGCAAGCUUCACUUACACCGCUGUCAACGCUUGGAAUCACGUGACUAUAUAAUCACGAUAUAGUUAUUCUUGUUUCCUUUCCCUUUAAAAGUUCUGGCAAUAGGUGAUACAUCAGGCUCUAUGUUAAGUACAUUUUUUAAAAUCAUUUAGCUGUUUGUCUCUUAUUUUACAAGUUUUAUCAAAUUUUUCGCAGCCUUUCUUACUUUUGAUUCAAUGUUUACAUUAAAUCUCCACCAUGUGAAUGUCUUGCAUUCAUAUGCAUAUUAUGAAGUAGUUCCAAAUUUAAGGUCAGAAAACAGCGAUUUUAAACAUGAUUUAAUUGCACCAAAAGCAUUUCAAUAUGACUAAAUAUUUAGUCCAAAACAUGAAUGUUGGAUAUUAGAAACUUCUGCAACUUGACCGUUUACAGAGGUAUAGUGUGAGUAGCGCAUGGAACUCGGGGGUAGAGAAUGGUCAGGUAAUCUAACCACUGAGGUACCCAGGUGGAUAUACAAAAUAAGGUAAUAUCAUGGAUGAAAUUUCAACCUACUUUGGAAAUCGUACAAGAACUCUUCAAAUUGAGGAGGUGAAAAACUUGGUUUUGAAUGGAGUAUUAAAUUUUUUUUACUUCUAAAUGGUCAUGCCACUUUCAAGGGGAGAUAAUUAGAUUAGAGUGGAGUUGUUAAAAAAUGUUUCUGACUAUUCUAUAGGUAGUUGCAGAUUUGAAUGAUCCCAUGUGUCUAAGUCGAAAGUGAUUCAAAUAGUGUCUGGAUAUUAUUUAGACCAUGUAGUCCAAUGGAGGUUUGAUGUACCUGUACACCUUAGUAGAUAUCAAUCUAAAAUAUUUUAAAAUAGAUUUUUUCUACUUGUUCCAAAACUAUAUGUUGGAAUCCAUCAUAUUGGAAUGAGUAGUAAAGGUCUGAUUUUAAUUAGGUUAAGUGGACAUGUCCGGCAUUUAUCAAGGUGAUCCUAAUUUGUGAACAUUGAGAAAUGGUUGAUGUUUUUCUUUUACUGUAGCUCCUAAUAACAACCCUAGAUUGCCUCCGUUUUCUUAUUCCAUCAAAUUGGGGCAUAAAGACACCAAAAAAAAAACCCAAAUCACAUAAGCAAAGAAUUUUUUGAAUUUUCACUUUUGAGUAGAUGAAAAAAAAGAACAAACCAUACAUGUAUAUUAAGCCUUAGUGAGGAAUUCUCAGACAGUAUCUUGUGAAUUUUGUAUUUAUUUUAUACUUCUUGAAUUUUGUAUUUCAGGUAGCUAUUGAAUUAUGUGAAUUUGAAACAAUUACAUGCAUAAAGAAAAAUGUAAAGAAUGUC